This is a messenger RNA of Camelina sativa (false flax), 1811 nucleotides long. Its product is annotated as protein DJ-1 homolog C. Lineage: Eukaryota; Viridiplantae; Streptophyta; Magnoliopsida; Brassicales; Brassicaceae. The record is from RefSeq and is a predicted model, not a curated record. Gene Ontology annotation, cellular component: cytoplasm. Gene Ontology annotation, biological process: glyoxal metabolic process.
UACGUCGACGUUUAAGUCUCGGCGUCUUUGCUUUCUUCGAGAAGUGUAGAGAGAUAAGGCGCUCACUCUCCGUCUAGCCGUGGAAUUUUCAGGCUGCAGCAUUAGCAAUCGUCAAUGGGGUCUUUAGGAUUAGCGAUUUCAGUGAUAGCUUGUACAAGUCCAACUUUGACGGAUACGAGGCGCAUAUCUUUGAUGGGUUGUGUCUCGACGAUUAUUGCUCCGAGUUUGUCUUCAGUCUCUAUGGUUUCUUCCUCACCAGGGGUUAAAAGGAGCGCCAGAAGUUUUAAGUUCAGAGCUUCGAUGUCACCAAGUAUUGAAACAAGGCCAGAUUCUGAUGUUGGCGUCGUGUCUUAUGCAACUACUAAAAAGGUGCUUAUUCCAAUUGGAUACGGUACGGAGGAAAUAGAAGCUGUUGUGUUAGUUGAUGUUCUACGGCGAGCUGGUGCUGAGGUCACUGUUGCUUCUGUGGAACAGAAGCUAGACGUUGAAGCAUCCUCUGGGACCAAAUUGCUUGCAGAUGUCUUAAUCUCUAAAUGUGCUGAUCAAGUUUAUGAUCUUGUGGCUUUACCAGGAGGCAUGCCUGGUGCUGUUAGGUUAAGAGACUGUGAAAUUCUUGAGAAGAUCAUGAAGAGACAAGCUGAAGAUAAGCGGUUAUAUGGGGCUAUAUCCAUGGCUCCAGCUAUUACUCUUCUCCCAUGGGGUCUUUUGACAAGAAAGAGGACAACGGGACAUCCUGCUUUUUUCGGGAAGCUUCCUACAUUCUGGGCUGUUAAGACAAACAUUCAGAUUUCUGGGGAGCUUACAACUAGCCGUGGACCUGGUACUUCUUUUCAGUUUGCUCUGUCCUUGGUGGAGCAGCUCUUUGGAGAAUCCACAGCCAAGUCGGUUGAAGAGUCUCUGCUUCUGCGCGAUGGUUACCAAAAUCCUAAGAAUGAAGAGUUCAAUAGCAUUGACUGGUCUAUAGACCACAUACCUCGAGUUCUUAUCCCGGUAGCCAACGGGUCUGAAGAGGUUGAAGUAGUCACAAUUUCAGAUGUUCUUAGAAGAGCCAAAGUAGAUGUCAUGGUUGCAUCAGUGGAAAGAUCUUUACGGAUUACGGCAUCUCAAGGCACCAAAAUUAUCACCGACAAAUUGAUUGGUGAAGCUGCUGAAUCAUCAUAUGAUCUAAUCAUUCUUCCGGGAGGCCAUGCAGGCUCAGAACGUCUGCAGAAGUCCAAAAUUCUCAAGAAACUUCUCAGGGAACAACAUCAAUCUGGGCAGAUAUUUGGUGCUACUAACACAUCAUCUGCCAUCCUGCAUAAACAUGGUUUACUCAAGGAAAAGAGAACGACUGUGUACCCUUCAGAAACAGACGGGCCUACGAAUCAUCUAAUAAUUGAAGGAGCAGAAGUUGUUAUAGAUGGAAAUGUGAUUACAAGUUUGGGGCUCGCAACUGUUACCAAAUUUUCCCUGGCUAUUGUUAGCAAGCUGUUUGGACAUGCUAGAGCAAGGAGCGUUUCAGAAGGGCUUGUGCAUGAGUAUCCAAGGCAUUUAACACCAUCUUGAAGGCAUCUUGUUCAAGAAACACAGUUAGAAGAUGUCUCGGAUCUUAAACCGAAGUUGUGGGUUUCGAUGGUUUCAAACACUCCAGAGACUUUGCACCAGUAUAUCUGUUUAACUUCUAGGCCAUCUUACUCUGGAACUGAUGAUAUCUAUAAGAAUUUUGCCACUUAGGUUUAGUCUAUUUGCAUCUUAUUUUGUAUACCCAGUUGGAUAUUCUGGAUCAGUUGGAUAUUCUAGAUGAUGCUAAAGUUGAAGUUUCAAUCAAUCUA